Hypomesus transpacificus is the source of this 710-nucleotide messenger RNA. Its product is annotated as vesicle-associated membrane protein-associated protein B-like. The record is from RefSeq and is a predicted model, not a curated record. Gene Ontology annotation, cellular component: endoplasmic reticulum membrane; plasma membrane. Bases 186 to 710 code for a protein of 174 amino acids. Gene Ontology annotation, biological process: endoplasmic reticulum membrane organization. NCBI's taxonomy places the organism in Eukaryota, Metazoa, Chordata, Actinopteri, Osmeriformes, Osmeridae. Gene Ontology annotation, molecular function: FFAT motif binding. The transcript is spliced from 5 exons.
GCAUCAUAACAGCCGCUAGUAGCUCGAGUAGCACCCUGGAUCUUUGCGGUGACCGGGUGACGGGAUAAUCUUAGCUAAUUAUAACAGAUAAUAACUCCAGACUUCAAAUAAGGUAACAAUACGAUAUCAAGACAACUCUACGAAUACCGACUGUAUUCAGAUCACCCUCUUCGAACCGCUGGGAUAUGGCCAGACAAGAACAGGUUUUGCUCUUGGAGCCACAGCACGAACUGAAAUUCCGAGGUCCAUUCUCAGACGUCGUCACCACGACUCUCAAACUCUCCAACCCGACAGACAGGAAUGUGUGUUUCAAGGUGAAGACGACUGCGCCGCGCCGGUACUGCGUGCGGCCGAACAGCGGCGUCAUCGAUGCGGGGACCUCCAUCAAUGUCUCAGUCAUGCUGCAGCCCUUCGACUAUGACCCCAAUGAGAAGAGCAAACACAAGUUCAUGGUCCAGUCCAUGCUGGCUCCGCCUGAGAUGACUGACAUGGAGGGAGUGUGGAAAGAAGCCAAGCCAGAGGAACUGAUGGACUCUAAGCUGAGUCAAGCCAUCGCCGUGGAAGUGGCCAGGGGCUUGGCCGUAUUUGGAAACAGAACGCGCUGGGGGACCGGUCCGGAAGGGGGCCAAAGGGCCCUGACGGCCUUUGUGACGGAGACGGGGGACAAAGGGCUCCGCCUUUACCUGCAUGAAUACGUCAUCGCAGGGUAG